Molecule: messenger RNA, 1535 nt
Organism: Gymnogyps californianus (California condor)
Lineage: Eukaryota; Metazoa; Chordata; Aves; Accipitriformes; Cathartidae
Gene: NDUFV1
Product: NADH:ubiquinone oxidoreductase core subunit V1
Exons: 9
Coding region: 17-1477 (486 amino acids)
Biological process (GO): mitochondrial electron transport, NADH to ubiquinone
Molecular function (GO): FMN binding; NAD binding; 4 iron, 4 sulfur cluster binding
Source: RefSeq, a predicted model, not a curated record
CGGUGCCCACCUCGCCAUGGCUGCCCGGCAGCUGUUGGCGCUGCGGCGCCUGCCCGCCGCCUCUUUCUCGACGGCGCCCAAGAAGACGCAGUUCGGGUCGCUGCGGGAUGAGGACCGGAUCUUCACCAACCUCUACGGGCGGCACGACUGGAGGCUGCAGGGUGCCCUGCGCCGCGGCGACUGGUACAAGACGAAGGAGAUCCUCCUCAAGGGGGUGGACUGGAUCCUCGGCGAGAUCAAGACCUCGGGGCUGCGGGGCCGCGGCGGUGCCGGUUUCCCCACCGGCCUCAAAUGGAGCUUCAUGAACAAGCCCCCGGAUGGCAGGCCCAAGUACCUGGUGGUGAACGCGGACGAGGGGGAGCCGGGUACCUGUAAGGACCGGGAGAUCAUGCGCCACGACCCCCACAAGCUGGUGGAGGGCUGCCUGGUGGCGGGGCGCGCCAUGGGCGCCCGCGCUGCCUACAUCUACAUCCGUGGCGAGUUCUACAACGAAGCCUCCAACCUGCAGGUGGCCAUCCGGGAGGCCUACGAGGCCGGGCUGCUGGGGCGGGAUGCCUGCGGUUCGGGGUACACCUUUGACGUCUUCGUGGUGAGGGGUGCCGGAGCUUACAUCUGCGGGGAGGAGACGGCGCUGAUCGAGUCCAUCGAGGGCAAGCAGGGCAAGCCGCGCCUGAAGCCCCCCUUCCCCGCCGAUGUGGGUGUCUUCGGCUGCCCCACCACAGUGGCCAACGUGGAGACGGUGGCCGUGGCCCCCACCAUCUGCCGGCGGGGGGGCGCCUGGUUCGCCGGCUUCGGGCGGGAGCGCAACUCGGGGACAAAACUCUUCAACAUCUCGGGUCACGUCAACAACCCCUGCACUGUGGAGGAGGAGAUGUCGCUGCCGCUGAAGGAGCUCAUCGAGAAGCAUGCCAGGGGUGUCCGUGGGGGCUGGGACAACCUGCUGGCUGUCAUCCCGGGGGGCUCCUCCACGCCGCUGCUCCCCAAGUCGGUGUGCGAGACCGUGCUGAUGGACUUCGAUGCCCUGGUGCAGGCGCAGAGCGGGCUCGGCACGGCCGCCGUCAUCGUCAUGGACAAAUCGACCGACGUCGUUAAAGCCAUUGCUCGCCUCAUCGAGUUUUACAAGCACGAGAGCUGCGGGCAGUGCACGCCGUGCCGGGAAGGUGAGCAGGGGGGCUGUGGGGUGGAGUGGGGGCCGUGGGGUGGGGGGGCUGCACCGCGGGCCCCUCACGGCCUUCCCAUCCCCGCAGGCGUCGACUGGAUGAACAAGGUCAUGGCACGGUUCGUGCAGGGCAACGCGCAGGCGGCCGAGAUCGACGCGCUGUGGGAGAUCAGCAAGCAGAUCGAGGGCCACACCAUCUGCGCCCUGGGCGACGGCGCGGCCUGGCCGGUGCAGGGCCUCAUCCGCCACUUCCGACCCGAGCUGGAGGAGAGGAUGCGACGCUACGGGGAGGCCAAAGCCCAAGCGGCAUCGGCGUAAGGAACCGGCGGUGGAGCAAGGGCUGCCAGCGGCAGUGGCCCUGCCGUUUCCUGCCUGG